Messenger RNA from Anopheles stephensi (Asian malaria mosquito), 6375 nucleotides. RefSeq names its product GTPase-activating protein skywalker (gene sky). The transcript has 10 exons. Bases 2515 to 4323 code for a protein of 602 amino acids. Lineage: Eukaryota; Metazoa; Arthropoda; Insecta; Diptera; Culicidae. The record is from RefSeq and is a predicted model, not a curated record.
GAGUAAUGCAACAAGUGCACAACAAGCGCCUAGUGAGAUGCACGCUAUAUGCAGAUGGAUGAUCGUUCUGUGAAGAAAAAUGUUGCGUUCAAUCACGGUUCGGCUGAAUGAUCUCAUCGAUGCAUAUGAAAAGACAAAAAUCCUCUUGAUACAUGUUGAGUGGAUUUGUAUGUGAAGCAGGGGUGCUAUAACAAUAAAAUAAUAACAAUGAUAUUAAGUGCUACCGAUCGCCAUCGAUUUCCAUGUCCAGAAUUAAUGACAGGAAGAGCAAUUUUAAUAUUGGUGGAAAAUUUUAUAGCAUUUCUUUCUUACUUUUUUACUCAUCUGUAUUUACACAGGAUGAAAAAAAAAAGGAGACGUGGUAAAGGUAUUCUAGUUUUAGUUAGACCCUAUUUGCGAAAACGUUGUGUAUGGUGUUGAAGUGGUUGUGCAGCUUAGACACAAUAGCCAAUUCUGUCACAAUUUAGCUUAUUUUUUCAGAUUAUCAGAUUACGUUUGAGUCAUCGUUAGGGGCAUGCUACAGCGCUACUAAUAAGCGCCACUUGCUAGGUGUGGUGAUCAAUGCAAAGUUGCACGUUUUUUUUUGCAUUUUGGUGCUUUUGUAAAACAUGUUCGAGCAUGUGACCAUCGGCUUUUGCGUCGAAUCUAUAUGGAAGAAGAAGAUAAAAUGCCGGUAGUGUGAAAUGCACCAGGGUUAUUUGUUAAACCAGCAUAGUUGGAUGAAAAAAAUGAUGCAGCAAACAGUAAAUGGAACUGAUGGUAUCAUUUUACAUCGUACGAGAGCCGAUUGGAAAAAUGGUUGACGAUAGUUAUAGGCCUAUGGGUCGAAGUUUGUUAAGGUCUUUUAUUGAAGAAUUAUAUCGCCAUACAACACAAAACAUGGAAUCCGUACAAACAUGGAAAGGACUUAUUUUGUCCGUCAAUAUUAUACGUAUCGGGUAACGAUCGAUAAGCUGGGUACCGUUACGUGUAAAUCCUACCGACGUCAUGCACGGUUCCGUCGUCGGGCACACUGUUCCAAAUGAUUAGUAAAUUAACUGGCAGAUCAACGUCGGUUGGCAGCUUUUGGAAACGCGAUUAAAAAUAACUUUGCUUUUUUUUGGCAUCUGUUUUGAUACCUUAUGAUUUGUACGAUUAUUGAUAAACCAUUGAAGUUACCAUGAACCCACAUUGAGCAGUUCAUCUUCGUCUGCUUUUCGAACACCGCAAACUCCAUCCUUCUCUGAAUCUCAAACUUUUGGAACAACGCUUUGCUACAGGGAUUGUGUCACUAAGCCACCGGCCCGGGAAGCGUAUUUCUAUUGUAUAUGAAAAUGACGUCGCAAUGAACGUUUCAGUAUGGAUAAAAGUUUAAAGUGGUGUAUCCUCUCAUCUAUCCGUAAUCGAAUUAGGAUUCGAAUUAUUUUUUCUUGUCACACGUUUACUACCAACAAUGUUCAUUAGCUUGUUUGAAAGUGAUGCACGUGCGCCUCUGGUUGGUCGAAUUAUAAUGAGAAUCAUUUAAUUGAUCACGAUUUAGAGAUGAACUGAUGAUGCUUGAACGAUAUACGCCUGUGUAUUGAAUAUUAGCUGCAUCUGGAAAGAUCGCCGCUAAGCUUGAAUUGCGACUGAACGAACGCAUGGUUCGCACAUGAGGAAUGAUCCGAAUAGUAGAAGCAGAAUAAUCCAACGAAUGGAAAAAGUCGUGUUUUGUUUAUUUUCAAAUUUACUACACAAGGAUGAUCAGAAGGUGCUAAUAAUAAGGUACGAGGCGUAUUCGGAAAUAUUGUAAACAUCAACACCAUCUCCUAGUAAUUCAAUGCGUACAUCUCACCACUAUAGGCGCAAUCGCGGCAAGUGUUAGCAGAAAGAAGCUGCCGCUCGUUGUUGUACGCUUCACAACCAUCAAUAGAGCUUAUCAAUCAGAACACAAGCAGCGGCUGCUAUACCGACACAUGCAAUAUGUAAACAGUGCAAACCGCCGUCAACACCAACACUGUUGUUUCAUUCGGCCGUUUCCAUACAACAUGCGAGAUCGCUCAAUGAUUCCAACAGUCUAAUCGUGCCGCGCACUCGAAAUACUACGGUUCGGAAAGGCUUCGCGGUGCCGCGCGCAUCGAUUGUUUCUUUACUGUGGAAGGAUAUCUGUUUUAUUACUGCGUCGAUAGUAAGAAAACACAUUCCAUUUCACUGCGAGGAAGAAAGGUCUCAACGCUUAAGUAGUGGAUGUCGUGUACAUAAUAUUCAGCAUCCUAGAAUUGCGAUGUGCCAAGAAGAGUUAGUCAUGUGAUUAAAUGUGUCAUUUGUGAUUAUAUCCGAUAGAACGAUAAUGUGAAGUGUGAUUGACGAUUGCUGUGCUAAAUUAACGUGACUUACCAGUUGGCUAUAACGAAUAUAAGUAUGUUUGAGAUACUUGGUUAGAAGCGAUACGCUUUGGCAUCCUGGCGAAAAAGAAAACAAACAACAGUUUUGAUAGUAAUAACAGUUAAACAAAUCUACAACACAACUAAACAGUGCAGAAAGAGCGCGAUCAGAAUGGUUGCGAAAACACCGGAAGGAAUAUCUUUAGAAAACCUUAGCAAACAACGGGCAUCGGUGUAUAUUGAUCCAGAAUGUGAUUUGUACUUAGAGCUUCAAUAUUUACAAUCUGCAAAACUUACUAAAUGUACCUGUUUCAACAUACAGCUAUUAACAGCGAAAGGAAAAAAGCCGAACUUGAAGUCGUUCCAAGAUGUGCAGUCACUCAUACAGCAGGGGAAAAAGCGAGAAGCAAAGAUAGUGUUAAGAGAAAACUCAUGGCCCACCAAUUCACCGAUUCGUUCGCAGUUAUGGCCCGCUUUAUGUGCCCAGCAUCACGUCGGCAAAACGAUGCUGGACGGGUUCUACUGGGAUAUGGUGAACCAGGUUUUUGGUACAACCGAACUGCCCGAGAAACCUAUAAUGCUCCCGCCGUUCGUAGAUUCAACGCACUGUCUGCCCUAUCACCUAACGCGGAAAGGUCGUGCGGUGGCUGAUCGGGUAGUUAGUGUGCUUGGUUACGCUUGUCCAGAUAUCACUUACAGCCCAACGCUCUACCCUAUUACUUCCAUUUUGCUGCACUUUAUGUCCGAGGAAGAAUGCUACCACUGUAUGGCCAGCCUAGUGGCUCCUAAGGAAAAAGUUUUUAUUACUCAAACGAAGUUACUGUACGAAGUCACCUGGAAGACUGUGAUGCAAAUUGCCAAAAAACAUGCGAAAUCCGCUGUUAAUUAUCUAGCAACAAUGUGCAACGGACAGAAGCCGGAAUCAAUCUUCAUGGAUUGGUGCUGGUGGAUACUUGGGGGAUUACCUUUUCCACAUCUCGUACGGGUGAUGGAUUGCUUUUUCCAUGAGGGUAUCAAGGUGUUCUACCGCGUAUCGUUGGCUAUAUUAAUACUGUUCCACAAACACGUUACCGCCAGCAAUUCCGAUUGGGACGCGGAUGCGAUAAAAAAUGACAUCGAUAAUGCCCUUCCAAAGUUCUGCAAAAACAUACCAGUCUCGCCAGCGAAGCUACUACGGACGGCUUUUAGUAUAAGGGCGCUUAGUUCUACGUACAUAUCUAGGGUUUUUUUGAAGACUGAAAUGCUACUAAAAAGUAAGUCAGUACUAAGUGGGCCAAAACAGAUGGUAAGAUCACGUUCUAGCGAUAAUUUACCAACGAGUCAAUCCCAGAUCAACGUACAAAUGAUGUCUCACACCUUAACGAUUCGUGAGGGGGCUCAUUCUCCUGAUGUACGAGUGUUGUCCAUGGGAGUGUUUCCAAUUCAAGCAAUAAAAAGCAAAAUUUGUGAUCAGGACAGUCUGUUUACGCUCUGGUCCUGGCUGCCAGUAAGAAUAACAAUGUAUCAGCCCGUUCUAUUGUACACUACUGAGGAACAUGGAUGUUCAUUGACAACUUUUUACGUUCGGGUGGAACAACAUGAACCAACACUGCUAAUGAUUAAAACGUGUAACAACGAAGUGUUCGGUGCUUACUGUUCGUCGCGCUGGUUUGAGCGUAAUUUAAAGGAUGAUCGUGGACAGCGCCAGGCUUACUUUGGCACGGGAGAGACGUUUCUUUUUUCGCUGUACCCCGAACGCGCCAAAUAUCCUUGGGUUGGAAUGGAGGGGGAUACAGGUUUGGGGCAUGCGUCAGAACUCUUCAUGGCUGCUGAUUCGAAGAUGAUUACCAUCGGCGGCGGAGAGGGACAGGCUAUCUGGAUGGACGAAAACAUUCGCUUUGGCAAAACGGACCGCUGCCAAACAUUCAACAACCCACCGCUUUGCGCCUCGGGCGAUUUUGAGAUACGAGUCUUGGAGGUGUACGGAUUUGUAGGAGCGUGAAUGAAUAACCUCUUAAAAUGUGUAUAUUGAUGGAACGUGCGUUUAAUUCACAUUCAAAAGUCCGUAUUAGUGUAGCCUGUAUUGAAGCUGAAACCAAAACUCGAUUUGCUGGUAGAUCUCGUUGAUUUCAUCAUUGUGUUCUUUAACUCUCACGGAAUGUGAGCAAAAUAUAGAAGUAAAUGUUUGGCAGAUAUGAACAUUUCAGCAUAUUGAUCAAUCUAUGCAGCUAUGCCCGAAGAAACAAAGCAAAACAAAACAAAAAAAAACGCAUUGUUAUCGGUGUAAUUUUGCCAUUUUCAAACAAUACUCGGAAUAUUUGCAAACCACCUCUAGAUUGCAUACAUUCACUGCAAGUGAUUGCGUACUUCGUAUUUCAUCCUCAGCGCGAUGGUUUGAUAGGACAAGGGCGAUGGCGAACAAAUAUAAGAGUUAUAUAUGAAUAAUGUUUGUUUAGAUUGACUGCCUAGCUGAAGCAGAAGAAGAUGGGAGAAGAUGACGAUGAAGGAAACUAUGCUAAGCGAUUGUGUAUUGUUGAUUGAAAAUUGACUUGAAAACAUCUCCCCCUCAAAACUGUGCAGGCGCUAUCGGUGGAGACUGUAUUUUCAUAUCGAUUUCAAGAUGUUUAUUUAAAUAUCCGCAUGUAAAAGAUUGUACGAACUGAGUUAUGUGUUUUCUACGUUACCCAUUACCGUGUUUUCUUUUCUGUUUGUUACUGAACCUAGAUGCUUGCCUGUUGUACAUAUUUUCAAGACGUUUGUUGCGUUUGUAAAAUGUCUAAAUAAUCGCAUAUAUUUAAAUAACAUGUGGCCUGCGGCACAUGAGAGAGAGACACGAACAAAGCAUUUCAUAGAACAACGAAGUAACGAACUGUGUGUAGCUUAUAACAUACUUACAUAUUCAUAACAUAUAAAAGUAUUUCACGGAUUAUGGGCCCUUUUCAUUCAUGCUUCUGACUGUUGUCGUGUAUCUCUAUUCUUUGUCUUAUUGGCUUACCAUGCAACACUUUCGAAUGUUUAUGAGCAAAAUAGUCAAAAGUAAUGUUUCUUAGACCGAUUCGAAAUCGUGUAUGGCAACUGUUUUGCAUAGCACUGUACUUACUACCUUGGCUGGUUGUUGCGAUUGUCGGUUCCAUAGCAAUGCACGUUAUGGCCUUUUCCGGCCCAUUUCAACUCUGGUAAAAGUAGCAGCUGUCGGAAUGAAAUGUGCGUGCCAAUCAUGCAUUGAAUGUUUUAUGCACGUGUCACAUAUUUAUGCUUAAAGCCAAUCAUUUCCAUUGAAUCGGUAAUAAACAAAAAGUGCAAACCAUCGAUAGCUUCAUUGAGCUGCUUAACAUCAAAGAGGAGUGUCAGCUUCAUUUUAUCAUCGACAGAGCAAAGGAAUUACAUUCCAAUUGGACAAAACAAUCACAACAUCGCAAUAUGAUUAUCAUCAACGACCUCAAUCCGAUUGUUUCCAUUGCAAUCUUGUGUUACCUCCUACAAUGUGUUGGCACACGCGAGAGAGCUUGUGCGUUUUCCUCCAGCUGUGUGUUCAAUUAAUGACUAUUUUAACCCCAAAAUUUAAUAAUAAUAAUAGUGAAUCAAGGAAUAAAUGAUGCAUCGAAUAGAACAUUGUUGGAUUUUUUGUUUUACUAAGGGCAAUAUUUAAAAGCAAAACUGUUCAAAAUAGUUUAGUUUAGCUUCGUCCCUCGUUGUAUGAAAGUAUCCAUAUUUGAACCAUUGAAAAGAGAAUAUAAUAAAAGAAAGUAAUUUAUUGUAGCGUACAUUUGUGUAAAUGUUCUAUCGAAACAUAUGUCGGCAGUAUAAAAUCUGAUACAGACAAAACAAUGUGAAAAACGAAUAAAAGGAGCAAUGAAUUAGCGAUAACAUGAUACAAACCAAAUUUAAAAAAUGAAGAAGUGUACCUAUUAUGUUGGACAUUAUUUAAAAAUAACUCAACGUUUGCUGUGUGCUUGACAAAUUCCUAAUAUAAUCCAUGUCCAUAAAUAGCAGGCUAUAUACACAUAUAUUGAAAUGGAACAAUAAACAAGUCUAAACAAUAUAAUUACCUACA